Messenger RNA from Nothobranchius furzeri (turquoise killifish), 5778 nucleotides. It is a transcript of the gene pde8a, whose product is annotated as phosphodiesterase 8A. NCBI's taxonomy places the organism in Eukaryota, Metazoa, Chordata, Actinopteri, Cyprinodontiformes, Nothobranchiidae. The record is from RefSeq and is a predicted model, not a curated record. Gene Ontology annotation, biological process: regulation of DNA-templated transcription; signal transduction; cellular response to epidermal growth factor stimulus. Gene Ontology annotation, molecular function: 3',5'-cyclic-AMP phosphodiesterase activity.
AGGUCAAUCCGUGCGGGUGCUUUUAUUGGAUGUGCCGCUGUCAAGCAGCGCUGAAGAAUUGGAAGGGCAAACGCCAGAAAAGGCAGAGAAAAGACAAACAUCAAAUUAGCAUUAUGUAGCUCGGUUUUGCCUUAUCCCUCCGCUCGCGUCAGCCUGAAAUAAUCCUUCCGUCCCUCGAUUUCAGAUCUGAAACUUGUGGACACGGAGCGUUUUUUCUCCUCUUUCUAUUUUUUAAGAUCUUUUUUUUCCGUCUCCGUGUGUCUCUGAAGCGAUUGCAUUCUCCAGAGGUGGUACCUCCGCACGUUGCAGUUCAAUUGCCUCUACAUCUUUUUUUUUUUUAGAUUAAUGUUUGUAUAAAAUUUCCAGAAUGAGGGAGAAAUCGCGGAUCCUGGUAGGACUGUAGCCCAGCUGCUCCCGGGUUUGGACCUCUUAUAUCAGGCGGAUCAUCCUCAGCCUGGCAGCGGAUGCCUGAAUGGAGACUGCGAGUCAUCUAAGAUUUCUCCGCUUCCUAAAUUAGUGGAUUUGGGCUGAUAAAUGGAGCGUCCGGUUGGGCUACAUGGCCUUGUGUUUCACGGAGGCUGUUUGACAUGGGAGCGACUGACCGGAAUAACACUCCGCAGUGUGAAUAUUUCAGCCUGUUGAUGAUGAACCGCUCAGGACUGGAGUAAAGUAUGCUAAGAACCGCUUUCCUGGCCCGUGUCUUCAGCUGAAGUGGCUCCAGCAGAUUGUUGAAGGAGGGAAAACACACAAGUCAUUAUUAUUAUUAUUAUUAUCUUUUUUAUUGUUAUUAUUAUUAUCUCUGGUGGCUGCGGGAUGCAAGAGAAUCUCAUCGGACGCAGAAAAUGGAUAAAACUCAUGCGUAAGGCUGGCUUUGGGGGACUGCGUGGUUUGCUUUAGGCCUUGAUUAGCGGUGAAGUUGAGGAAAAAUGGUGAUGUGGUACGAGUUGAAAGCGAGAAGAGGAGCCGGAGUGAUGGAUAAAAGCGUCUGUUGGGAUCGGAGCAGCUGAAGGAUAACGGAACCCAGAUUUUCCAGGACAAGACAGCUGCUUUGAUUGAGGAGCUCCAAUUAAGUUCAUGUGAAAAAAAAGAGGGAGGAAAUCAGUUUCCUGGUUGAGGGGUGGGGGUUAGAUAGAUAAUUAUUCAUGCCUUAUGUCAGAGCAAGUGGAGAACCGGCUUUGCUGUGGCCUAGAUGAUACAUCCAUAUAUGCAUUUCUAGAUCAAUAAUUGAGGCAAAGGAAGAGUGGACCUUCAGAAUACACACAGAGGGCCUCAAAGUAACGCACUUGCGCAAAAAGGAAGGAAAAAAACCAGACUGAAGUGGGUUGAAGCAUGGGCUGUGCUUCAAGUAUUCAUAUCUCUGAUAGGGUGGUCUACCACAGUGGAAAAGAGUCUGAGGAUUCCCACUCACCCCAGCAGACUAACGCCACUCAGCAUCAAGGAAAUCCUGCCUCUGGACUACCCCUAAAACCCCACAGCUGCAAGACCACGUUAACCGAGGUGCAAUUUGGACCAAUGAAGUUAUUUAAAGACCCCCUUCAGGUACUUUUAGUUUUUGCCAAAGAAGACAGUCAAAGUAAUGGCUUCUGCUGGGCAUGUGAGAAGGCCAACUACAGAUGCAGCUUGGCACACACACCUGAGUCCGCUCUGGAAUGCUUCUCGGAGAAGCAUCACGACCUUGUCAUUGUUGACCACAGACAUUCCAGACACUUUGACGCUGAAGCACUGUGCCGGUCAAUUAGAGCGGUCAACUCCUCAGAAAACACUGUGAUAGUCGCUGUUGUGAAAAGGCCAGACAGAGAGGAAGCCUCUGUGAUGCCACUGAUCAAUGCUGGCUUUAAUAGGAGAUAUGUGGAAAAUGCCAAUAUGAUGGCCUGCUACAAUGAGCUGCUACAGUUGGAGCAUGGAGAGGUUCGGGCACAGUUCAAACUGAGGGCUUGCAAUGCCAUUUUCACAGCUCUGGAACAAAGCCAAGACGCCAUAGAGAUCACUUCUGAAGAUCAAGUUAUUCAGUACGUGAAUCCUGCCUACGAGGCCAUUAUGGGCUACCAACAAGGCGAGCUAUUAGGGAAGGAAAUAAUAGAAGUGCCUAAAAGUGAGAAGAAUAAGCCUGAUCUUCUUGAAACCAUAAACACCUGUAUACGGAAAGGAAAGGAGUGGCAGGGGAUUUAUUAUGCCAAAAAGAAGAAUGGAGACAACAUUCAGCAAAAUGUGAAAAUCACUCCUGUAAUUGGACAGGGAGGAAAAAUCAGACACUAUGUGUCUAUCAACAGGCCUUUAAAUGAUAAUAAUAAGAGCGAAAAAUCCAGUGAACGUGUGCAAGCGGAGUCUCAAACAGAUAUACAAUCCAGUAAGCACAAAGACAGAAGGAAAGGCUCUCUGGAUGUAAGAUCCACAACAUCUCGGGGGAGUGAUGGGAGUUCACAGAGAAGACACUCCUCGAUGGCCCGGAUUCACUCCAUGACUAUUGAGGCUCCCAUCACCAAGGUAAUAAACAUCAUCAACGCAGCACAGGAAAGCAGUCCCAUGCCAGUGGCAGAGGCCUUGGAUCGGGUGCUGGAGAUCCUGAGGACCACAGAACUCUACUCCCCACAGCUGGGCACCAAGGAUGAAGAUCCUCACACAAACGACCUCGUGGGGGGGCUGAUGACGGAUGGUUUACGCAGAUUGUCAGGAAAUGAAUACAUCCUUUCCACAAAGCAGCCCCAUCAUCUCCCCAGUCACCUGGCAACCCCUCUGUCAUUAAACGACAUCCCUCCUCGUAUCGCUCAGACCAUGGAGACCGAGGGCUCAUGGGACUUUGACAUCUUCAACUUGGAGGCUGCUACCAUGAAACGGCCUUUGACCUACUUGGGUCUGAAGAUCUUCUCCAAAUUUGGGGUUUGCGAGUUCCUAAACUGCCCUGAAGCUACCUUGCGCUCCUGGCUCCAAGUGAUUGAAGCCAACUACCACUCCAGUAACUCCUAUCACAACUCCACCCAUGCAGCUGAUGUCUUGCAUGCAACUGCAUAUUUCCUCUGCAAGGAGAGAGUCAAGCAAAGUUUGGAUCCCAUUGAUGAGGUGGCUGCCCUGAUUGCUGCCACGGUGCAUGACGUGGACCACCCAGGACGCACUAACAGCUUCCUGUGCAAUGCAGGAAGUGAGCUUGCCAUCCUUUACAACGACACAGCAGUUCUAGAGAGCCACCAUGCUGCACUGGCCUUUCAGCUCACCACAAGGGAUGAUAAGUGUAACAUCUUUAAAUAUAUAGAAAGGAAUGAGUAUCGAACAUUACGACAGGCCGUCAUAGACAUGGUGCUCGCAACUGAAAUGACCAAACACUUUGAACAUGUCAACAAAUUUGUGAACAGCAUCAACAAACCCUUGGCUGCACUGGAGGAGAAUGGGGGAAACAAUGAUGAGGAAUCGGUCAAGAGCAUACUGACUUCUCCUGAGAAUCGCAUCCUUGUUAAGCGGAUGCUGAUUAAAUGCGCAGACAUCUCCAAUCCAUGCAGGCCUUUGGAGCUGUGCAUAGAAUGGGCUGGACGCAUCUCAGAGGAGUAUUUUGCACAAACAGAUGAAGAGAAGAGACAAGGUCUACCAGUGGUUAUGCCUGUGUUUGACAGGCACACGUGUAGCAUCCCAAAGUCCCAGAUUUCCUUUAUAGACUACUUCAUUACAGACAUGUUUGAUGCAUGGGAUGCCUUUGCAGACCUCCCCAAUCUAAUGCAGCACUUGGACAACAACUUCAAAUACUGGAAAGGCCUGGAUGAGCGGAAGCUGCACAGCCUGAGACCCCCUCCUGAGUAGAUCUGGUUCAGCCCUGGAAUACCACAUACCGGGGAAGGCCAUCUUCUUUCCUGCUGGGGUGUCGCUCUCCCUACCAGCCCAGCCAGCCGCAAGGCCUCCUCGCCUUCACUCUCCUGCUUCUGUAGCACGCCGAGCGUCCACAUGUCCGUCCAUACUGAAACCGCAGAGGGACUUCCGGACGCCGCAGUAACGAUGCUGGCUUUACAAGCCUGUCAGACGAGGACUGUGACAAGAAGACACAGAUAAACAAGCAUCCUCAUGAACUUCUCGUGCCUCUCAGGCAUUUUUUUGUGGUGUAGCUGGUCAAGUGAUGUGACUGAGAGAGGGUCCGCUCAGGUCCCUCAGCAAAGCAUCCAUCCUCUGAUUACCAUGUAGGCAUGCCUGCCUGCCUGUAAGGUUGCUGUUAGGAGUAAAAACUGCUUGUUUACAGAAAGAGAGGGCAGAAGUGGGGUCUGCAAAUGACGGAGCCUAGUCCCCAUCAGACCAUGUAAUCACUUUUGACCUCCGCUCCUGUGCUCACAGCGAGACAGGACUGCUCUGUGAAACAUUUGGAGGCUGCACCAUAAAAGUACACUCCACUGCUUAUCUUUUGUUUUGUUUGUUGGUUUUCAGGCAAUAUUUUCACGUGUCCUUCAGAAACACUAAGUUGACACACACAGCUGUUGUAACAGACACGUAUGUGGGCGUGCUUCCUUUUGGGUCAGGGAGUGGACCUUUAGUCUAGGCCACUUCUAAGAGACAACACUUCAACAUCUUGAUCAUAGGGAUCUCAUUACAAGUGAUUUGGUAAGGCAAGUUUUCUUAAAAGGUUUCAUAUUUUCUAUAUUAAAAUCUAUAAAUAAAUUUGUUGAUCAAUAAGAAUGAAAUGCAUUUAACAAGACCGAGAAAAGCCAAAGUUAAUGAAGAUGAGUACUACUACAACUCUAAAAAUGACAACGAUUAUUCAUAAGAUGCAUUACUUUAUUAAACAUGUUUAUUUUCAUAUCAAGAGUACAGUACCAGUUUGAAUGAUCCCUUUUGUAUUGCACUGUAAACAAUAUGAGAAAUGUCUACGUCUCAGUGAUUUGUCUAGGAAUGGGAUGUUGCAUUGAAGAGUAAGCUGUUGAAUUGUUGAAUAUUGUGAGUGAGUGAGUGAGUGAGUGAGUGAGUGAGUGAGUUUUGGUUGUUAGUGUGAGUGCAUGGGCGUAUUCAUUGUUGCAACAAUCCCUUACUCUUGGUUUCAUGCUGUAAACCGCUUGACAUUUGACAACAGCAGAAAUAUGUGACAAGAUUUUGGACUUGAAACAUUUUUCCUCCCAGAAAUUUUUGUACCUGGUUUAUCCUACUGAAAAAGAUUGCCUUAUUUUGUACGCUAUUUAUACAGUACACCCCACUGUGCAACUGCAGCAGACAUCUGGAGUUUUUCUUAUAACACAGUCGGAAGGUUAUCUUCAAGUAAAUCUCAAUAUUUUUAUAGACGAUGAAUUUUACACUGGAUUUGCAGCAGAUAAGAUCAACCAUUACAGCUAUCUGAAUACCUGUGAUUGAGAGAGCCUCACAGAGCAUGUAUACAGAGCACUAAAUGGUAAAGCAGGAUUUGGAUUGCAAAGUUGUCUAUCACUGUCUAAGCAGUCUCCUAGAGGCCAGCUUGCAUUGAUUUUUUUUCUUGAUCAAAUGCCGUUUUAUUUUGGCCAAUCGUCCAACAUUCUUAUGCACAGACCUGGGUAACAUAUUUUUUCCUUAAGGGUGGAUUCAGAUUAGGAUACUAAUAAUGUGUUAAAAGAUUGUUGCUUAUUAGGAAUAUUUCCUCAUUAAACAGUAUAUAAAUGCCAUAACAGCUAAGCAAGUGGUGGUUAAUAAGAUGCAUUAACUGCAGUUUAUUUUGUUUCUCUCUUAUGGCAAAAUUGUACACUCAAUCAGGGGAUUUGUUUGUUCCUUCUGAUUUAAGUUUUGGUCUGAAGGCACGGAAAAAAUGAGCAAUUAUUCAAUGAAAAUAAAAUAAUGUCAACCAUA